AUGUUUGGCCCGGGUAAUAGAAGCAGCAGGCUCGGCUCCUGAGUGGAACUUGGAAGAAGGAGAAAGCACUGAUACCAGAGGACACCGAUCUAGCCCGAGUACGAGUUUCGUUCGUCUUCCCUCGACGCAGUUCUCCGUUCGCCUCAACAUCAAACUCAUUUUGUGAUGGAACACUUUCGUGGUAGUGGAAGUAAAGAGGCACCACACUAUCAACUCUACCUUUAAAAGAAGGACAAUUUGGAGAAGUUGAUGCGAUUAUAGAAGCAUGGGAUUCCGAAGUCUUUCAAAGUUUCCUAUGAAAUUAGCGGUGAUAGUGCUCAUAUUUCUCUGCUACUUUGUAGCAUACUCCUCAUCUACAAUGCACACUAAUAAUUGGGCUGUUCUCGUCUGCACUUCUCGCUUCUGGUUUAAUUAUCGACAUAUGGCCAAUACUUUGUCAUUGUAUAGGACAGUUAAGCGGCUAGGAAUACCUGAUGAAAGGAUUAUACUGAUGCUAGCAGAUGACAUGGCAUGUAAUGCAAGAAACAAGUACCCUGCCCAAGUUUUUAAUAAUGAAAACCAUAGACUUAAUCUGUAUGGGGAUAAUGUGGAGGUAGACUAUCGUGGCUAUGAAGUGACAGUGGAAAACUUUUUACGGGUACUAACAGGUCGUCAUGAGACUGCUGUUCCAAGGUCCAAGCGACUUCUUAGUGAUGAAGGAAGUCAUAUUCUUCUGUAUAUGACUGGGCAUGGAGGGGAUGAGUUUUUGAAGUUUCAGGACUCAGAAGAGCUUCAAAGUCACGAUUUAGCUGAUGCUGUGAAGCAAAUGAAAGAGAAGCGCAGGUUUAAGGAGCUUCUGAUAAUGGUGGACACCUGCCAAGCCUCUACUUUGUUCUCCCAGCUUCAUUCGCCAGGUGUUUUGGCAAUUGGAAGUAGUAUGAAAGGAGAGAAUUCAUAUUCUCAUCAUUUAGACUCAGAUGUUGGUGUUUCAGUUGUUGAUCGUUUUACAUUCUACACUCUUGCCUUCUUUGAGAGACUGAAUAUGUAUGACAAUGCUUCAUUGAGCAGUCUUUUCAAUUCAUAUAAUCCAAAUUUGUUGAUGUCAACUGCAUAUUACAGAAUGGACCUAUACCAACGCCAUUUAGAGGAGGUACCUGUAACAAACUUCUUUGGCUCUGUAAUGGAAACAAUACACACCGAUUCAGCCUACAGAUCCCAGUCAAAUAAAAAUAUUGGGGAAGCUAACACAAAAAUGUCUUUGGAUCAAUCAGUCUCCAGCACUGACAGAAGAAUUUUGCAAAACUCUAAUGAGGAUCAAUUUAAUAAUUUAACUACAGAGGAAUAUCUUCAGGAUAGAGGUGGACAACUAUGGAAUACUAUUCUCAGCAGUGUGAAUACUUUUGAAAGCGUAGAUGCUUUUGUGUGCUAUGGCCUGCUUUUAAUGCUUCCAUUGUUGAUAGUUUCCACGUGGCUGUCAAAGUAAAUGGUUGCAGCUAUGUUCUUUAAGAUUGUAUGGAGAGCAGAGACAUUUCUUUGACACCGUUGCUUGCAACGCAAUUCACUCGAAAGGGCUGAACUAUAUGUGGACGCAGACUUAUUAGAGUGAAGCUUCAUAGUUGUUGUGUGUCAGUUGUAUUAUUCUGAUAAGCCAUUGCUUUUACCUGAUGCAGUUUUACAAUGGUGUUCCUUCAGUUUUGAUAUUGCAUAGUUCCAUCUAAUGGAAAUCACAGGACAUCUUACGAAAGUAUUUUAUUAUAUUUACAGCGACAAAUGAACACGACUUGAAAGUAAUUUUUACUUGUAAUAUUACGGGUCUUUAUGUUU
This is a messenger RNA of Abrus precatorius (Indian licorice), 1803 nucleotides long. Its product is annotated as putative GPI-anchor transamidase. Gene Ontology annotation, cellular component: GPI-anchor transamidase complex. Bases 266 to 1462 code for a protein of 398 amino acids. Gene Ontology annotation, molecular function: GPI-anchor transamidase activity. Gene Ontology annotation, biological process: proteolysis; attachment of GPI anchor to protein; protein localization to cell surface. The record is from RefSeq and is a predicted model, not a curated record. Lineage: Eukaryota; Viridiplantae; Streptophyta; Magnoliopsida; Fabales; Fabaceae. The transcript has 11 exons.